This is a messenger RNA of Suillus discolor, 480 nucleotides long. RefSeq lists its product as uncharacterized. Bases 1 to 480 code for a protein of 159 amino acids. The transcript has 2 exons. The record is from RefSeq and is a predicted model, not a curated record. Lineage: Eukaryota; Fungi; Basidiomycota; Agaricomycetes; Boletales; Suillaceae.
AUGGGAACAGUGAUCUCAGGAUCGAGUGCACUCCACCUCAUCCAAGCGAAGAUGGAGGCGCUCCCACUGAGAGACCUGGAUUUAUACACCACACAUGAGUUUGACGAAGAGGUCAUAAAGCAUAUGAAAGAGGAAGGUUAUGCAGUGAAGCACGAAUCUGAGAGGAAGACGGAAUAUGAUGGGUUGGCAAUGAAGAAGAUAUACAAAUUGACGAAGAACAGAUGUGAGGUGGACAUUAUCAUCACUGACUGGGCCUGUGCAAUCGUGCCCAUCAUGCAAUAUCACUCCACAGCAGUCAUGAACUACAUGAUGGCGCAUAGCCUCAUGAGUCUGUACCCGGAGUGGACAAAAAAUUGGCAGAGUUUCGUCAAUCCACAGAUGUAUCUCAACAAACAACGGGACACACAUACACACUGUGAUGGCAUUGAUGAACUGCAAGACGAGCGGGUACUGUCCAAAUGCCAUGAGGAAUGCAAUUGA